AUGUUUCUAUCUCUCUCUCUUAUCCUGGUAUGUGCGAGCAUCGUGUCCAGUGCGGUGACUGUCACAAGAACAGAUCAAGGACCAACUGGAUAUGAGGUGACUAUUACCUACCAGAACGCGAGCGUGAGCAACGUUAUAAUUUCUGGCCUGCCACACCUGACCGAUCAAUACUCGACUUCCUGGUGGUCGUGGUCAGACUUUGAUCUGAGUGAAUACAAACCUGGGGAUUUUCCUCGGGAUCCUCUCAUUGGCUCGUACUACGUGAUGAACAAAACGAAACCUGGGGUGUUCACUUGGACACGACCGCUCUUCAGCGGAACGUUCCAGUAUUCUUUCCUCCUCGACUGUGCUCAGCCCAUUCUGUGCAACACAACAACGGGCCAGGAGAUUACGGAUCCAACCAAUCCACCCUUUGAGAGCGUGCCUGGCUCAGAGUUAAUCUCCACGUUCCAGGUCCCAUACCAUCACGACUUUCAGUUUUAUCCAGAUCAAAACAUCAAUCAAGACUAUGCGCUCCCUUACGGUACAAAUUCCAGCAAAGGUAGCAUCAAUUUUGAGACCUAUCAUUCCCCUGGAUCCAUAAGUCCAUCACCAGGUAUCCAUGACUACGUUGUUUACCUGCCAGCGGGGUACAACGGGAACGAUACUACCAAAGAGUAUCCACUGCUGUACCUUUCUCAUGGCGGUAAUGGAGCCGCAGCAGACUGGCAGAACCAGGCCUACGUUUCAAACAUGUUGGAUCGUCUGAUCGGUGACGGCCAUAUGGAAGCGACUGUGGUCGUGAUGCCAACUUGGUAUGGUAUCUUGCCCAACACCACCAACCCACAAGCUCUGCUGCAGCGCAAUUAUCCCGAUCCACCCACCACCGCCUCGCUCUACAGCAAAUACUUGUUCCCUCACAUUGAGUCGAACUACCGCGUUAGCAACGAAUCCAGCCGGAGAGCCUUCGCCGGUCUCUCGCAAGGUUCGUUUUUGACGUACAGCUUCUACGUUAAUUAUACUUCCUACUUUGGAUAUUAUGGCAUCAUGUCCGGUGGGCCCGCAACGAAUUCUGAGAAUGACGCGCCCUCUCUGAGUGGCUAUGUCAACUCAUCUAUGGUAGCUUCGAACCCGGACCUUUUGACCCGCGGUAUAUUUGUGUCGUAUGGCCAGUAUGAUAUCUUGUUUACGGAUGCUCGAAGGUUGCAGCAGGCACUUGAUGACGUUGGCGUGGUUUAUGUGACUCGAUUUGUCCCGUGGGCAUUUCACUUUUGGAACAAUUGGCAAGAUUCCUUCUGGCAUAUGGGACGCAUGGCACUGUGGAAGCCAAUUCCGUUUACAAAAUCUACUGGUCACGGCCAAUAA
Penicillium pulvis is the source of this 1344-nucleotide messenger RNA. RefSeq lists its product as uncharacterized. Bases 1 to 1344 code for a protein of 447 amino acids. NCBI's taxonomy places the organism in Eukaryota, Fungi, Ascomycota, Eurotiomycetes, Eurotiales, Aspergillaceae. The transcript has a single exon. The record is from RefSeq and is a predicted model, not a curated record.